AUGGCGGCCUCAGACUCAGGAAUGGCAAACCAUGGCGAUUCACUGCAAUAUUCGAAAUGGAGAUACAUAUCGAUUGUUCUCGCCUCGUUCAUGAUCAACUUCACGGCAUGUGGUGUUCUCUUUGGCUUUGGUGUCUAUCAAGAACACUAUGAGACUAUGGUCGCCGUCCCUAAUACUCCCUUUACCGGCGCCUCUUCGGCUACUAUCGAUCUCAUAGGGACUCUGUCGGCGUCGUUGAUGACAAUUGUGGCCCCUUUUGUCAUGGCAUGGACCAAAUACUUCGGGCCUCGACCUGUCGUAUGUGCUGGCGGGGUGCUCUUUGGUAUUGCGUCUGUCUUGGCAAGCUUCGGCAAGGCUCUUUGGCAUUUCCAGCUUGCACAAGGACUGCUGAUGGGGCUUGCUACCGGCUUUUCGUUUGUGCCGUCUAUGACUGUCGCCCCAACUUGGUUUGAUAAACAACGAGGUUUGGCCAUGGGCAUAGUCUCCGCCGGAACCGGCAUUGGCGGCCUGGUUUGGGCGCCUACAAUUUCGGCCUGCAUUAAUACCUUGGGCUUUCGGAACACACUCCGGGUAACAGGGUGCGUUGCUGCUGUACUUAUCGGUAUCUCGGGGUCUGUUCUCGACUGGGAGUUGUCGAUGGCGAAGCACCUCUCAACCCAGAAUGAAACCCUUUCUCCAAGAACCGCCCUCUUCAAAAUUCCGCUUCCCGGCUGGUCAAUGGUGAGGCAGCGGCUUUUCAUCAUGCAGGCUGCUAGUACGCUAUUCCAAAGUGCCGCCUACUAUACUCCGGUCUUCUUCACCGUCAUGUAUACCAAGAGCCUGGGUUACAACGAAAGAGAUGGCGCAAACUUGACGGCAGUCAGCAAUGCAUGCAAUGCGAUUGGCAAGAUCGCCGUAGGAUUUAUUGCAGACAGGCUGGGCAGGCUUAAUUCGUUCUUUCUCACGACUUUGCUCACUGCCUUUGUUUGUUUAGGGCUCUGGGUUCCCAGUACGCUGAUUGGAAUUUACGACGAGGCAAUGGCUAGGAGUCUGUUUAUCAGUUUUACCGUCCUAUACGGAUUGUUCGCUAGCGCAUUUAUCAGCUUGUUCCCAGCAGCUCUUAUCGAGCUGUUUGGUGUUACGGAACUUCCGCGGAUCGCGGGUAUCAUGUAUAUGUUGCAAGGGUUGGCUGCACUUGUAGGCACACCUGUCGCGGGCGUACUUGUUCCAGGACAUGGUGUACCCAGAGAUUCUAGCAGCUAUACCCCUAUGGCAGCACUAGUCGGUGCAUUGAUGGCUUCUGCUGCAGCCGCAGUAGCAGGAGUGAGGUUUGAAGUGAUGAAGGGAACUGGUGAGGGAGCUUGGCAGUGGAAGUGGAAGUUGUAG
Messenger RNA from Clonostachys rhizophaga, 1365 nucleotides. Lineage: Eukaryota; Fungi; Ascomycota; Sordariomycetes; Hypocreales; Bionectriaceae. The record is from the annotation of a GenBank genome assembly.